Messenger RNA from Vigna angularis (adzuki bean), 2063 nucleotides. Its product is annotated as two-component response regulator ARR11. Gene Ontology annotation, biological process: cytokinin-activated signaling pathway; phosphorelay signal transduction system. The transcript has 5 exons. Bases 72 to 1808 code for a protein of 578 amino acids. Gene Ontology annotation, molecular function: DNA binding. The record is from RefSeq and is a predicted model, not a curated record. Lineage: Eukaryota; Viridiplantae; Streptophyta; Magnoliopsida; Fabales; Fabaceae.
ACCUCAAAUUUUAAUUUAAACCCAAAGAAGGCAAACCCAUUUUUUUCUUGAACUGAGAAGCAGUGAUCCUUAUGACUCUUCUCUCCAAAAGCAUGGACAAUGGUUGCUUCUCUUCGCCACGCCAUGAGGCUUUUCCAGCUGGUCUGCGAGUUCUUGUUGUUGAUGAUGAUCCAACAUGGUUGAGGAUCCUUGAAAAGAUGCUCAAGAAGUGUUUGUAUGAAGUGACUACAUGUUGUUUAGCAACAGAGGCUCUGAAAAAACUUCGAGAAAGGAAAGAUGCAUAUGACAUAGUGAUCAGCGAUGUGAACAUGCCUGACAUGGAUGGCUUCAAACUUCUUGAGCAAGUUGGACUUGAGAUGGAUCUUCCUGUCAUCAUGAUGUCUGUUGAUGGAGAAACCAGUAGAGUAAUGAAAGGUGUCCAACAUGGUGCAUGUGAUUAUCUUCUCAAGCCUAUAAGGAUGAAAGAACUGAGAAACAUAUGGCAGCACGUCUUUAGAAAAAGGAUGCAUGAAGCGAGAGAUUUUGAAAGCCAUGAGGGUUUUGAGGCCCUUCACUUGCUGAUGAAUGGAUCAGAUCAGUCCGAUGAUGGUAACAUCUUUGCCGUAGAAGAAAUUACCUCAAUAAAGAAAAGAAAAGAUGCAGAUAGCAAGCACGAUGACAAAGAAUUUGGAGAUCAUUCUCCCACAAAGAAAGCUAGGGUAGUUUGGUCUGUGGAUCUUCACCAGAAAUUUGUCAAAGCCGUGAAUCAAAUUGGAUUUGAUAAAGUUGGUCCCAAGAAAAUUCUUGAUUUGAUGAGUGUUCCCUGGUUAACCAGAGAAAAUGUUGCUAGUCACUUGCAGAAAUACAGGCUCUACUUGAGUAGGUUGCAAAAGGAAAAUGAUCAGAAAUCUUCGUCAAGUGGAGUAAAGCAUUCGGAUUCUCCUUCAAAAGAUCCAGGAAGUUUUAGUUUUCUAAACACUGCAAGCAACAAGCAACAAAGUGAUGUUGUCAUUGACAGCUUCAGUCAUUCAGAUGAAAGUUUACUACAGAUGGAUGCUCCAAGUCAUGAAGGCGACCUCAAGAGAAUCUUGUCAGAGCCUACAACCGAAAAAAGAAGAUCUUCACCAAAAAGUUCACAGAUGAGCCUCAAUCAACCUUUUUCAUCUGUAGAAUCAUCAGAAGCAAGCCAUGCAAUAUUUGAUUGCACCAUACAAACACAGUACUCUUGGGGUGAGUUUCCAAAAGGACCACUCAAAGAAGAACAGAAGACAACUGUUCAAUUAGAGGAUAGCUUCAGCCAGUUGCCAUUACACGGUACACGGCAUCCCAUUCAGGUUGAUCAAUCACAAUCGAUUGCUUCGAUUAAUUCUAAUCCUUCUAUAACAGAAGAAGAGGUUGCUCCCAGCUUAGACACCAAAACUUUAUAUGCUGGUUACAAGAGUGAUUAUGUGAGUCCUGUGAGUUCAAUGGGAACUGUUGUUGACACCUUUCCUAAACAGUCCAAAAGCCUCAUCCCUAAUGAUCAAUCUCCAGAGCCCAUUUUCACCUCAAAUUUGGGAUUGAAAACUGAUGGAUUUGAUGUUGAUUGCAUUUCUGAUCUGGAUUUUUAUCAAAGGAAUCUAUUAUUGUGUGGUGAUGCAGCUUCUGCACCUUUGGAAGAGGACCUGAAUUUCUUUUUGCUGCAAACUGAAUGGUACAACAUGAAUUUUGGGCAGCAGAAUAUAGAUAUAUCAGAAUGUUAUGAUCCAAGGCUUGUUGCUGAAGCCCCUGGCUACUUUUAUGAUUCUGCAGAUUAUUCAUCCGUAGACCAAAGUCUAUUCAUAGCAUGAUUGAUCCUGCCCUGCCCUUUUCUGCAUCUUCAACAAAAAUCCAACUAAAUGCACGAAAGGAAGAUUUACUGUUGCUACUUGACUUUUAUUUUUCCUUUCCAAGAAUAUCAACUUUAGGGGGCUCGGGUAUUCUUUUUCCAAUCAGAAAGGAUUUUGAUAUUGGAGCACAGAUAAAAGUGGGUGAUGUGUGAUGACAAACAUUAAGCUUAUCAAUAAGCUUGCUUCCUUUUAAAUAAUAAAUGAUUAUUCAGAGAA